GGCACUGGACUGGCGCAUGCGCGGAGAGUAUACGACCACUGAUCACGACAUUACCUGAGAUUUCCUAGUUGAAGGGAUUACCAUGGCGGUGUCCGGAUGUGUGCGGCCAUGCUUCAUCGUAUUCAAUUUCUUGUUUUGGCUGAUGGGGUUGUUCCUCGUGGGUUUCAUUGCCUGGACAAUGGCCACCAACCCAACACUGGUUAGCGGCUUCAUUUCCGGCUCUCGGUACUUUACCUACUCUAUUUUGGGGGCAGGCAUUCUCAUCGUGUUGGCAGGUCUGUUUGGAUGCAUCGGCGGACUGAAAGAAGGGACAUGCCUCCUGAAGACGUUUUUUGUCUUCACCGUCAUCAUCUUCCUGAUUGAGAUAGCCGGUGUCGUGACGGCCUACAUGAUGAGGGAACAGUUACAAGUGUACCGGGAUUCCGGGUGGGCCGACUUCAACACAGACACCAAGAACUUCCUGCAGAAGGAGUUGAAGUGCUGCGGCUUCAACAGCGCGACAGAGUACGGCGCCACCGUGGCCGAUUACCCCGACAGCUGCUUCUCAGACCCUUCUACCAAAACCGUUGCCAAUCAACACAAUGCUGUAUGUUGGGCUAAGAUCAACGAAUGGCUGGACGGCAACUUGCCGAUAUGGGCGGGGACACUGGGCGCUGUGGUGCUUGUGCAGAUCGUGAGCCUGAUCCUGGCUGCAGUGAUUGUGUCAAAGGUCAAGAAAUCCCGCAAGGUGUCGACCACGCCUUCUUACAAAGGCCAAGCGUGGGACGCCCGUCACAACGGGGGUAGACAUGCUGGGCACAGGGGUGGUAGUCGCAGGUACUAGCAGCAAAAACCCGACAAAGAACACAUCAGUUGUCGAUAUAUAAUAUUUCCUGGAAAAAUGUAAGUUAGGGAGGGGGAAAAGUCUAUCACUUAGAUAGUUAUCACGAUGGUAUAUUUUUGGAGUUGAUGUAAAUAUAUAUGCUCUACGAUACACAGAACAGUACACAAUAUUGACAUAGGAGUAACGUUGACUUUUAGUCGUUGAUUGACAUGACGAACCAGUCACAUCCGUCCAUAAUUUAUAAUUUUGAAGAUAUGGUUGGGAGAUGUUGGGAUGAAGGAAGGGCGUGGGUGUAGUUGGGGUUGUUGGUGUGGGGUUGGGGUGGGUGGGGUGGGGGUGGGGUGAGGCUGGGGUGGCGUGGUGCAGCAGAUAGACAAAGGGCUGACGUAUACCAGUUGUGCCUGAAACAGUUGUUGGGUGUUUUGUUGUAAGUUCAGUAAACACCUCUUACCGUGUAUGUAUAUGAUUUAUAUAUCCUCAGUUUAACAUUGGGCUUUGUUAGUUUAUACGUUCUUAGUUUAUGUUUUCGUUCGUUUUACUUGAAUCUGUUUUUUGUGUUAUAUUUUACACAGAAGAUUUUUAAUUAUUGUGCCAAAGCUUUUCGGCUGUCUAGCAACAAUUUACAUGUGUAUUUGUAUAAUCCCUCCAUAUAUAGUGAUACUUUAUUGAGGCAUAAAGGACCUUGUACUGAAGAAAGAUGGUUUCUUUACAACUGAUUUUCGGCCGUCUCAUAGUACUGACGCGUUGUAACCAAAUAUCCAUUACGAUAUAUCCGUCCCUUGGUGUAUAUAUUUUCGAUAUUUAUAUAUUUGUAUAUCUUUCGAUGAAGGGAGACCGUGGAGAAGAUGUCUUGAUAAUGAGGCUGUUUGUACGGGGUCAUGGCCGAGCAUGACUUGUAUGGGCGUGGCCUCGUCAGUUUUCUGCCUCCAUAUUCCAUCCCUAGUAACACGCGCAGUAUGGAUGAGGCAGCUCACUGGUGCCAGUGAUCACUCAACAAGCCAUAGCUGGGUUCGAUGCAAACAUUCUCACUUUGAUAUUAUCUUUCAUAUUUGUUCGUGUCUGCAUUCGAAGAGAAAACUUGCAUAAAUGUAAAAAAGCAUGAAAUCACCUAUGUUUCUUUAAAAAAUAACAAUAUUUUCUUUUUGUGAUGUAAUUCAUACGAUAAAGGUACAUCUGUCUGAGAUCAGCGUUUUCACAUGAAAUGAAUAUGUAAGACUAUUGAUGACAUUUUGUGGAAUAUGUUGUAACGGAAUUAACUUGCUCUACAAAUGUCGUGUUGUUGUUUGGUUUUGUAUAUUACAUUACACGUUAUUCAUUUUCGAAAUUUGUUUUCAAGAGAAAUAAUGUUUGUCGAGACAGCUGAACCAGUAACUACGCCACGGUUAUCUCCCUUGCACUGACUGCUGUUGGCUGGGUGUUAUUACCUCCCUUGUCCUGAACUCUGUUGAUUUGGAUGUUGUUGUUUUGUAAUGACAUUGUACUGAGACCGUAGUUUGAGCUGGCUGUACAAUCAUUCAUGUUUGUGAUAGUAAACCUUAUCUGUUAUUGUGUGUUAUAUUUAGAUGUUGUUUGUGUUUUGCAGAUUGUCAAUUGUAGCAAUAAAUGUAAUUCCAUUUGUAUUUGACUUAACUCAUUUUGAAAACCAUGUCAAAUGAGAAAUAUCAAAAACUCUUCCACAAUUUAAAUGGGUUUGAAUAAAUUAUUUUGUCACUGAA
This is a messenger RNA of Haliotis rubra (blacklip abalone), 2538 nucleotides long. Its product is annotated as tetraspanin-8-like. NCBI's taxonomy places the organism in Eukaryota, Metazoa, Mollusca, Gastropoda, Lepetellida, Haliotidae. Bases 83 to 823 code for a protein of 246 amino acids. The record is from RefSeq and is a predicted model, not a curated record. The transcript is spliced from 9 exons. Gene Ontology annotation, cellular component: membrane.